Molecule: messenger RNA, 740 nt
Organism: Brassica napus (rape)
Lineage: Eukaryota; Viridiplantae; Streptophyta; Magnoliopsida; Brassicales; Brassicaceae
Product: probable ubiquitin-conjugating enzyme E2 31
Exons: 3
Coding region: 1-321 (106 amino acids)
Biological process (GO): protein polyubiquitination
Cellular component (GO): nucleus
Molecular function (GO): ubiquitin conjugating enzyme activity
Source: RefSeq, a predicted model, not a curated record
AUGUCGAUAGAGAAAAAGGUGAUGCAAAGGAUAGAGAAGGAGUUCAAGGAUAUGACUUCGAAAGAUUCCUUGUACAUCAUCAGUAGAGACUGGAACGAAUUGUUCAAAUGGAAUGCGAUGAUUAAAGGUCCAGAUGGUACUCCAUACGCGGAUGGCAUAUUUAGCAUCAACAUUAAAUUUCCUAUAAAUUAUACUUUUUCAGCACCCAAGUUUACGUUCAAAACUCUGAUUUAUCAUCCAAAUAUCAAUUUUGAAGGAUCAAUAUGCCUUGACAUUCUUAAAGACAAGUGGACUCCCCCUCUCAUGGUUGAAAAGGUUUAAAAUUUGAUUUAUAAAUUAAAAAAAAAUAUUGUGUAUUUAAAUACUACCUUUGUUAUUUAGAGUUUUUUUUUAUCAUAAAGUUAUACAGACUCAUACUGACCAUGUCAACCACAUCGGGAGAUCUGCAUCCAUGUGAACGAUGAAAGACAGUUGCUUCCUUACACUGCAUGCUAGGCUAUCCGCCUUUGUAUUUUGCGUUCUUGGUACAUAGAUGAUCUCUGAUCGGAGGAAACUUUCUUUCAGGAUUUUUAAAUCUUCCAAAUAACUUGAAAAAGCUAGCCAUUCUUCUAGUUCCGAAACCAUCUUCACCAAUUGAGAACUAUCCGUUGAAAACGUGACCUGAAACUGCCGUAAGUUUCUCAUACAUUCCAUUGCCGAGAGUAGCGCUUCCAUCUCUGCAUGGAGAGGAGAGUGAGUAG